UUGUAUUUUUAUAGUUAUGACUAAUAUAUUGUUUUUACCCUAUUGUUUUUCAAAUCCUAGAAAAUAUUACAAGAGGUCCAUGCACGGAAUGCCUAAGUGGGAGCGCCGGGCUUAAUUGCUCUGGAUGAGUAAAAUAGGCUGGAGUCUGGACCUUACUUAAAGGCCCAUUCGCUUUUCGGGCCAAAAUCGUCUCGCUCAGAGCAGCCACCUCACCGACGGCUCCCGGCGGUCAUUCCAACUCCGCCGGUCUCCGCUUCUCCCUUCCCAACCCCUGAUUUUGCCCCUGCUUCUUUUUGCGUUUUCUCCCUUGAUUUCCUUCAGGAGAUCAUAAUUGAUGCUUUCAUUUCUUCGAAGAUCGUAUUUGAAUUUCUCCUUUAUGAAUCCACAUUACUGCUGCUUGUCGAGAAACUUCUCCGCCGCGUUACCCCCCUUGCUCCCCGUCCAGCUCCCUUCUCGAAUGGAAACGCACUUGUGGUAUGUAGUUCCUGAUGAAGUGAAGAGUGCGCCUCUUCUGAGCAAAUACAUGGAGCUUUUGCCCCAGUACGAGAGAGAUCAUGUUCUCGGCUUCCGCGGAGAUCAGCUUCAGAAGAGCGCUUUGCUUGCUCGCACUUUGGUUCGCACAACCAUUGCAAGAUAUCAGGUAGAUGAUCAUCUUGAUCCGAGAUCGUUGAGGUUCAAGAGGAAUAUCCAUGGGAAACCUGAGGUGGAGUGGGAAACUAAGGAUGGUUUCUGCCCGCCGCCAUUGCAGUUCAACAUCUCACACACUUCUUCUUUAGUAGCUUGUGGAGUGACUAUGAAUUCGUUGAUUGGCAUCGAUGUUGAAGAGAAGCGACGGAGGACCAAGAAUAACAUCCUAGCUUUUGCAAAGCGGUAUUUCACUGCUCAUGAGGUUGAACACUUGAAUGCCAUUCCAGAUUCUGAACUCCAGCAACAGGAGUUCAUCAAAUUAUGGACCCUUAAGGAGGCAUAUGUCAAAGCCUUGGGAAAAGGAUUCUCUUCUUCACCCUUCAACACAUUCACUAUUCGGGCCUCUUCUGGAAUAGCUGUGGAAACUUUGGAUAGCCCUCAGAAUCUCACAAACAACUGGCAGUUCGCAUUGUUGGAGCUGAUGGGCUCUCAUUAUGUUGCUAUUUGCUUAGAAAGACAAGAAACUGGUGGAGCUGGAAAAGCUCUUCCGAUUAAAUUAACUGCGAGGAAAACCAUACCAUUCGUUGAAGACGAGCUUGUUUCUGGAACUAAUGCAGUUGUAACCAUUGGAGGUUCUGUAACACAGUUCUGAUCUAUAUGAUAUCAUAAAUG
This is a messenger RNA of Linum trigynum, 1299 nucleotides long. NCBI's taxonomy places the organism in Eukaryota, Viridiplantae, Streptophyta, Magnoliopsida, Malpighiales, Linaceae. The record is from the annotation of a GenBank genome assembly.